Anoplophora glabripennis (Asian longhorned beetle) is the source of this 1496-nucleotide messenger RNA. RefSeq names its product protein RMD5 homolog A (gene Sou). Lineage: Eukaryota; Metazoa; Arthropoda; Insecta; Coleoptera; Cerambycidae. The coding region runs from base 105 to 1325 and encodes 406 amino acids. Gene Ontology annotation, molecular function: ubiquitin protein ligase activity; protein binding. Gene Ontology annotation, cellular component: cytoplasm; nucleus; GID complex. The transcript has 5 exons. The record is from RefSeq and is a predicted model, not a curated record. Gene Ontology annotation, biological process: proteasome-mediated ubiquitin-dependent protein catabolic process.
GCAAUACGUCCCUGGCUGAGUACGGUUGAUUUUUCGCAGUUGGCAGCGAUUUGCACACGUAUUGACGGAUUUGGUUUUCAUAUGUUGGUAUUAUGGCGGUGUGAAUGACACGAAUGACGUUUGUAGUCGCGAAAACAAAAAUAAACAUGGAAGCUUGUUUAGCAGUGGAAAAGGAAGUAGACAGGGUGCUUUCAAAAUUCGGAGGGAUUAACGAACAUGUAAGAAGAGUCUUAUCCGACCUGGUUAACCAGAUACAGAGUUUAAAAGAAGAAUACCAAAAUGCCGGCGAGGACCAUGUGCUUACGAAUGUACAGAUGGAUAUCUUGAAACAGAACAUGGCAAAGGUAAAGGAGACUGUUUGCAAACUAGCAACGGACCACAGAGACCUACACAGUACUGUUUCAAAAGUGGGGAAAGCCAUAGAUAGAAACUUUGUCUCAGAUUUUGCAGCUACGAGUCGCGAGGAGGUCUUUUCUAAUCCCGAUAAGAUAAAUCUCAUAAACAAAGUUAUAUGCCAGCAUUAUUACCGACAGGGAAUGCACGAUGUGUCCGAGGAACUAGCAAAUGAGUGUGAUGUCACUCCAGAGCAUCACGAAAAGGAGCCUUUUACCGAACUAAACCACAUCCUAGACCGCCUUAAGAACAAAGACCUCGAACCCGCAUUAGCCUGGGCGACGGUUCACCACGCUGAAUUAGAGGGACAGAAUUCCUCGUUAGAAUUUAUGUUACAUCGUUUAAAAUUUAUAGAGCUUCUGCGUAAGGGAGCCACACACCAGACUGAUGCGAUAUGUUACGCUCGGACACACUUUAGCAAAUUUGUACAUAGACACGAGAAAGACAUUCAGACGUUGAUGGGAAUGCUACUGUACGUACCUAAUGGAAUAAACAGCUCCCCCUACAGCUGUUUGCUGGACUCCGAAAUGUGGAUCGAAAUUUAUGAACUGUUUAUCCGCGACGCUUGUCAAUUAUUAGGUGUUUGUGUAAAUAGUCCCCUAACCACAUGUAUUAACGCAGGAUGCACCGCCAUCCCCGCCCUGCUCAAUAUCAAACAAGUGAUGAUGCAGAGACAGGUCACGGGGAUUUGGAACGGAAAAGAUGAACUGCCGAUCGAGAUCGAUUUGGAUAGUGAGAACAGGUACCAUUCGAUGUUUGCUUGCCCGAUUUUGAGGCAGCAGUCCACUCAGUUUAAUCCACCGAUGAGAUUGAUAUGCGGACACGUUAUUUCCAGGGAUGCUCUUAACAAAUUAUGUAACGGAAAUAAGUUGAAAUGCCCAUACUGCCCGAUGGAACAAAGCCCUUCCGACGCGAGGCUAAUCUUUUUUUAAUGGCGCACCCGUUUCGUAAUUUACUACGUUGCAUAUAUUGUCCUGUUAUCAUUAUUAAUCGCAUUUUUACAUUAUUACCUUAUUUAAUUAUCCAGUGGUUUAUAUAUGUUUGGUUUGUGUUCUUUGUGAUCUCUUUUAACUAACUAUAGAAAAUAGAGUAAUCUUUUCAGA